AUGGAGGCGAACGCGCGGGACGGUGAGGCGUUGCGUCGACGGGCGAAGGAGUUGGAGGCGCGCGUGGCUCGAGACCGCGAGCGCGUCAAGUCGUACGACAAGGUGAUCGCCGAGGGCGAAAAGUCGCUCGAUCGCAUACUCGAGACCUCGGAGUUCUUGUUAAGCGAGCUCGCGAGAGAGACGCAGGGUUUCGAGCUCGACGAGAACGAGACGGAGGAGUGA
This is a messenger RNA of Ostreococcus tauri, 222 nucleotides long. Its product is annotated as unnamed product. The coding region runs from base 1 to 222 and encodes 73 amino acids. Lineage: Eukaryota; Viridiplantae; Chlorophyta; Mamiellophyceae; Mamiellales; Bathycoccaceae. The transcript has a single exon. The record is from RefSeq and is a predicted model, not a curated record.